Molecule: messenger RNA, 1341 nt
Organism: Closterium sp. NIES-65
Lineage: Eukaryota; Viridiplantae; Streptophyta; Zygnematophyceae; Desmidiales; Closteriaceae
Source: the annotation of a GenBank genome assembly
AUGCAGCCAGCAGCACCCCCCGCGGGUCAAUGGGGAGGAGCACAAGCCGCGACCGGCGCCGGCGCUGGCGCAGGCGGAGCGGAUGAGCCACGGACGCUGUGGGUGGGGGAUCUGCAGUACUGGAUGGACGAGACUUACUUAUGGAACGCGUUUGCGUCCACGGGCCAGGUUGCUAACCCUAAAAUCAUCCGCAACAGGGCGACAGGGCAGCCCGAGGGGUACGGGUUCGUGGAGUUCACGACUCAUGCAGCAGCGGCGCAGGCGCUAGCGACCUACCAGGGCACGCCCAUGCCUCAGGCGGAGCAGCAGCCGUUCCGCAUCAAUUGGGCCGCGUUUGGCGCCGGGGAAAAAGGUGGCGGCCGCCCAGCGGACGGGCAGGAGUUCUCCAUAUUCGUGGGCGACCUCGCUCCAGACGUGAACGACUACCUUCUCUGUGAAACCUUCCGCUGCCGCUACGGCUCUGUCAGAGGCGCCAAGGUGGUGGUGGACAAUGUGAGUGGGCGCACCAAGGGUUACGGCUUCGUGCGAUUCUCUUCGGAGGAGGAGCGGGACCGCGCGUUGCACGAGAUGAACGGCCAGAUGUGCUCCUCCCGCCCCAUGCGCAUCAGCGUUGCCACUCCCAAGAAGCCUGGAGCGCCGGGGCAAGGUGGUGCGCCGGGUGGGCAAGGCGGAGGUGCACGGGCGGGGCCCCAGCCCCAGCCGCAGGGGCCCGGGGGAGAGGACGACCCUUCCAACACCACGAUUUUUGUGGGAGGUUUGGACCAGAGUGUGACGGACGAGCAGCUGAGAGCGGUGUUUGGGCCGUGGGGCGAGCUGGUAUACGUGAAGAUCCCAUUCGGCAAGGGCUGUGGCUUCGUGCAGUUCCGACAUCGAUCACAGGCAGAGGAGGCGCUGAGGAAUAUGCACGGCACGGUCAUUGGGCAGCAGUCUGUGCGGCUCUCAUGGGGACGCAAUCCUGCCUCAAAGCGUACCUCGACAUACCCCUCGCAAGGCUCUCAGUGGCAGCAGCCGCAGCAGCAGCACGAUCCCAAUGCAGCAGCGGCAGGUGGUUGGGGCGCUGCUGCCGGUAACACUGGUUACUACGGAGGGUACAGUGGUUACGAUGCUUCAGGGGGUUACAACCAGGGAGCAUAUGCCUCAUAUGGUGGAUAUGGAGGAUAUGGGGGCUACGGGCAGCAACAGGCUUGGCCUCAAGCUCAAGCUGCUCCAGCUGCAGCGGCAGCAUCUCCCGCCACAACACCAGCACCACAAAGUGCAGCAGCAGCGCCUGCUUCUGGAUUUGCAGCUGGAGUUACCCCAGAACCCUUCGAUCCCCUGCGCCCCAUUGACGUGGACAAGUGA